AUUAGGAUUUAGCAAGUUAAGAGAGAAGUUGGUGCCCAAAGCAAAAGUAAGGUCACAUUAGGUUGGUUGUGGAAGCAUUCUCUCAAGUUUCUCUUUAUUGAUACUGAUUUUCAAAAACCCGCUUGGAUUUUGAAGAAUAGGGUCUGCAUCUGUUCAAAACUUGAACUUUGGCCCCUCCUUCAUUCUCCAAAAUACACCAUCUGCAAUUUUUAGAUUUUUAGGCACAGAAACAAAGCGCGGGACUCUGAAAAUUCUCUACCUCGCUGUCUCUUUCUCUCUCUUACAAGUAUCGUGUGGAGAGAGAAAGCACAGAGUUUUCUUUCUCCAAAGGCCACGACCCAUGAAUCUGAAUCGGUUGGUGUGUCUCGUUGGUGGGGUUGUCUUCGAUUUUGUUAAAACCCCUUGAAUGAGUUUGAACUUGAAGUUGAUACUAAGUGUUUUUGUGGGUUUAUGUUAUAAGGGUACAUGUUGUUUUGAUCAAUUCCUCGUUGGGCUGUUUUGAAAGAGAUCUGUGCCUACUGCAUAGAAAUUCAUGAGUAACGAGGAACCCUUGGAUUUGUAUAAGCUUUUCAUGGUGGUGAAGGAGAAAGGUGGUUAUGAUGCUGUUUGUAAGAACAGGUUGUGGGAUUUGGUGGGGGAAGAAUAUGGGUUGGGUGUGAAGGUUGGUUCCUCUGUGGAACUUGUUUACAGUAAGCACUUGAGUGCUGUAGAGACAUGUUUGAAGAAUGCUGCUGAUGGUGAGUUCCCUGAGGGUGGUUUAGUGGAUGAUAAACUUAAGUUUUGCAAGCGUGUGAUGGAGGCACCAGUUGAAUCUUUGUCGGAGGCACAAAUUGAAUCUUUGUCGGAAGAUUAUGGCGAGGAAGAGGGGGCCGAUGAAAUCAAGAGGAGGGUGUGUGAAUGUCCGGAUGGGAGGAAGUUGUGUGGUACUAAUAGAGUGAAGGGUGUGAAACCGGAAUCAAAUGGGGCCGAACAUGAGAGGUUAUAUAUGGAUUUAGAUGAUAGGAAGUUGUGUGUUGGUAAUAGAACGAAGGACAAGAAUAAAGAUUCUAGUGGCGAUGAAUCUGUUAAGGUAUGUGACUAUCUAGAUGGGAAGAAGUCGUGUGGUACUAAUAGAGUGAAGGGUGUGAAUCCAGAGUCUAAUGUGGCCAAUGAAGUUCAGAGUGAAGGAGUUGUUGAUUUGGAUAUGGUGGACCAUGGGACGAAUGAGCCUCAUCUCAGAAACAUGUGCAGUUUUAAUACUGAAAUGGAUAUAUUGGAAGUGUCUGGUGAAGGCAAAAGAGUAACCAUUGCUGCAUCUGAUGCAGAAUGUGACAUGCCUAAAUUGUUUGAUGGAAGCAAGAGCUGUGAUAAUGAUGAUGACGACAAUGGUAAUGAUGUCUUGAUAUUGGAUCCAUCCAGUGUUGACAAAGAGAGCUUUGGUCGUAAGAGGAAGAGAGAGUUGAAGUCAGAAAUGCUAAGUUGGGUUACUAGCAUUGCUAAAAAUCCUUGUGACCCUGCAGUUGGUUCAAUGCCUGAAAAGUCUAAGUGGAAGUCUUACACUAGUCAGGAGAUCUGGAAGCAGGCUUUGUUGUUUCGAGAAGCUGUCUUUCUGAAGAAAGAUUUUCAGACAAUCACUGAAAAACUUAGUUGGCAGGGUCAGAAGAUGCAUCCUUCCAUGUAUGAUGAUCGUGUUGGGGCAGUGUACAGUCUUAGACAGAGGUUGAAAUGUGACAAGAGGCAUUUAUCAGGAAAUUCUAAAUCUGACGGAGUCUCUUCAGCUUCAUCUGGAGGUUCAGAGAAAACACCGAGUCCUCAUGUUGAAGAUUGUCCUGAGAAACAUUUACUUGACUCUUGUACUGCACGCUCAAGUCGUGAUAAAUGUGUCAGGGUGCACAUCCCUGUGGGCCCAAACCAUCAAGCCAAAGUGCCGAAAUGGACUGACAUGUCAUAUGAGAGUGAUUCUAAGUGGUUGGGGACCCAAAUAUGGCCUCUGGAAAAGGUAAAUUCCAAACUUCUUCUAGUUGAAAGGGACCCCAUCGGAAAGGGAAGACAAGAUUCAUGUGGCUGCCAAGUACAAGGUUCUGUUGAGUGUGUCCGGUUCCACAUUGCUAAGAAAAGGUCUAAAGUUAAGUUGGAAUUGGGCGAGGCUUUUUACCUGUGGAAUUUGCACAAGGUGGGUGAAGAAGUUAGGGGUUCAUGGACUGAGCAAGAAGAGAAGAAGUUCAUCGAUGUGGUGAAAUCAAAUCCUGCUUCACUUGAUAAGUGUUUUUGGGAUCAUCUUUUUAAAACAUUUCCUAUGAAGAGUAGAGAAGAUUUGGUCAGCUAUUAUUUCAACGUCUUUCUUUUGCAGCGCAGAGCAUAUCAGAAUAGGCAUACUCCAGACAACAUUGACAGUGAUGAUGAUGAAUCAGAAUUUACACCUUUGAGGAAAGUUUUUGGACAUCAAACUCAGAAAUCGCGCAGCUUCACCUUGUUGUCCCCAAAAAAGGCCACAGACAAAAAGGCAUAAUAGAAAGUGAAUGUUGAUCAGAUAGUCAGCGUCAUUGAGAAUGUGAACUUACAGUUUUGUGCUUCUUCACUUUAGCAAUUUUGGUAUAAUUGAAUAUUUCUCUCCUUAGAAUUUUAAAUCACCAUCAAAAGAUUGGUUUGGUGUAGGUUCAAUUUAGGAGAGAUGAAAGGUGUUUUGGAAGCCGACAACUAGAAUCUAAGACACCAUAGAACUUGGGGUUGUUUUUGGUUUUCAUGCUUCUAUUUUUGAGACAUGGCUUUUGUCUGUUGGCAGUGAUAUGUUGCAGCCACAGGUACUCUUGCACAUUUUAUCUUCACCAUGUUUUGACAAGGGUUACUUUGAAGUUAAAACAAUAGCAUCAAGAAUAUAUAGAGCAACAUUUUAUUGUAGAGUUUUAUGACCAAAUACAGCAAAGUUUUAUUCAAAUUUCAGCCUUUCAUCUGGCGCGAAUUUCAAUCUGAAUGCUUCUUGCAGUGCUAUAUAGAUAUUGUAUUUGUUCAGGUAUAUUUGCAAGUUAGUCUAUUACCAUUUUUUAUGGACAAAUAUUAGUGGCAAUUUCAUGUUUC
This is a messenger RNA of Cajanus cajan (pigeon pea), 3054 nucleotides long. RefSeq lists its product as uncharacterized. Lineage: Eukaryota; Viridiplantae; Streptophyta; Magnoliopsida; Fabales; Fabaceae. Gene Ontology annotation, molecular function: DNA binding. The record is from RefSeq and is a predicted model, not a curated record.